AUGGGUCUGGUAGAAUUCGAGAAAAUCAUCAUGAUGGACAUCGACAUGCUGGUCACCGCCAACGUGGACGACCUGUUCCACCUGCCCGCCCCGGCGGCCAUGUCGCGCGGGAUGCACGAAUCCUACUGGGCCGCUAGGCAUGGGGACCCGCUGGAUGGCCGCAGGUUCUUCUCGAAGAGGAGAAGCGGCAAGUCGAGCUCGUGGGGCCAGGGCACCGGCAUCAACGCUGGGGUGAUGCUGUGGCAGCCCAGCGAUGAGGUGUUGGCCGACAUGCUCCAAGAGCUCGAGGAACCUGUCCACCCAGCCCACGUGCGAGGCAACGGGCCGGAGCAGGACUACCUCAGCAGGUACUGGGCAGACGCGCCCUGGACCAACAUGGGCUGCGAGUAUAACUACCAGCUGCACCAGAUGUUCAACGCUCUGCACCCAGACUUUGUCAAGAUCAGCUGGCGCACGAAGCUGUCUGCGGACCCGAGUCGUAUCAAGAUCAUCCACUAUUCUGGUGAGACUGCUGCGAAGCCUUGGCACCGGGUGCUGGACAAGAAGCUCGCGCACCUGUGGCCUGAUCGGGGCCGCGAUGCGGAGCACGCGCAGCUGAUGGCGGAGGAGUUUCUCGGCUAUUUCCUGUGGAUUCGCCGCGAGAGAGCGUGCUGGGACAAGCACGUACAGACUGGGUACCCCGCGUUCCUGUACGGCUUCGAGCUCAGCGACGAGGGUGCUAUAGUCGACACUCGGGAGCAGGGGAAGCGCUUGCAGGUCGAGCUGCCCGAGUGGGCCACCGAGGGCGCCAUGCGCACCCUUCGGCACAGCAUGGCCGCCUGGUUCGACGCCUUCACUGCUUUGGAGCGCAGCAUCGGCAUCGACGUGGUGGCCGCGCUGGUGGAGGCAGACCCCAAGACUCGAAGAAGAAAAAACGGGA
Messenger RNA from Prorocentrum cordatum, 919 nucleotides. The record is from the annotation of a GenBank genome assembly. Lineage: Eukaryota; Dinophyceae; Prorocentrales; Prorocentraceae.